AUGUGGUUGGGCGCACUGAUUUUAUUGGUGCCGUUGGUGUUUGCUGAAGACAAUGAAGAAGAACCUAUUUUUGCUCCACCUGUGUUUGACUUGAACAAUGUGAGUGACCUUUUUUGAAUUAUACGGAACUCCUAUACGGUUUUUAAAUCAUAAAGUUUUGUAACAGAACUUUUGGCGCAUUCUGUAUAAUGAAUUGCUCGGGGGUUUAAAAUUUGAUUUGUUAUAAAAGAAAUUAGAUAUAGAGGCGUUUUUAUAACUUUUAAGUUCUGCUAUAUAUGUUUGUUAUAAAAAAGCUCUACUGUAUGUACUUUUUUGCACUGUUAUUUUAAAUUUAAAUUUUUACAUUUAUAGGGCCAGCUCAAGGAAUGUAACGUGGAAAUGGCCAUGCCUGUGUAAGUUGGCUUUUUAUUUGAAAAAAAUUUUUUAAGUUUGAUUUGCAAAGACCUAUUAUAUUUGGAGUUUUAAAAUUUUUGUCGUUUUUUAUUACUGUGUUGAACGUUAAAAAAACGACAACACUUUACUAAUGCAUUAUUGUUAUACCUGAAAGGGGGUUUGCUAGACUCGGCCUUAGCCCUAUAUAAAGAUAAUUUUUUAUUAGUAUGUUCGCAUAAUUCUGUGCUCCUCUCAAGAAAAAUUUUAAGGGUUGAGUUUUUUGGGGCAUAGAAUUACUUAUGCGUUUUUGAUUAUUUUUUAAAAGUUUUAAUAAUUUGGUUUUGUAGUAUGGUCAACGAUUGUCCCGAAUACAUGGCUCAGCUCAUCAUAAACGAGGAUUUCGUGCGAACUGACCGUAUCGGUUGGCCUUCUUUGUUGACUCCAGAGUAAGUUUUUUUGGCUUUUAAUACCUAAAAUGGCUUGAAACCUCAACUAUUUUUACCUUUAUUCCUACUCUUCUUCUUACCUCUACUUUUACUUUUUCAGUGUCGCACGUGAUAUUGUUUUCAAUCACACGUACAAAGUGGACAAUGUAGUGCCGGAAGCGAAACGGAACCAUUGGUGGUUGGAGUACUAUAUAGAGGAGAUGAACCCAGUGAUUUAUGUCUCUUUCAAUACGGUUUGUUUUUUUAAAUUAUUGCUUAAAAAUUUUUUGACAUUGUUUUUUUUUAUUUUUUACUCAAAGUUGCAGUUUGUGACGAAUUGCCACAAAUUUAAUUGGAAUUUUGAAACCGUAACGAAGUGUCACUAAUUUUAUUGGAAUUUUUGAAAUUGUUACGAAGUGUCACAAAUUUUAUUGGAAUUUUAGAAACUUGUAACGAAGUGUCACAAAGAUUAUUGGAAAAAUGGAUUUUUUGUAUAAAACAGAGCUGUGUGGUUUUAAAACAUUAUACUGUGGCAUUUUUUAAAAUAUUUUUUACUUUUAGAAGGACGGCAGACAAAUAAAAUUGAACGGAUCAUCGGUUGGAAGACAUGGCUUUUAUCCGUUCAAGGUGACCUCGAAAGAUCAGUCCAAAGGUAUCAAAGACAUUCAUGUAGGUUCUGACGGAUUUUCUAUUUGAAACGACUAAAAUUUUUUAUGAAAUCCUGAAAUUUUUAAAUUAAUUUUUAAUUUAAAAUACUUUUUAAACAUAUGUCUUUAGGACUCGUUGGCAAAUGUGUUUGAUUACCACGAUAUGCUUGUCAACGAUGAUCUUAUCGCUUUCGAAUUCAAUGUUACCGAGACCAGAGAGUAUGGUUUGGAUGACUACGGCAAGGCCAUGGACUCGGUGAUGUGCAAGUCUGGUUGCUUCUACAUCUUCAUUCCGGUCUUGGUCAUCUUCUUGAUCUGCUUGAUCGCCUGCAUCGUGGUCUCGAUCUUGGUCGGACGUUCCAGGGUGAGUUAGAGGUUUGGGGCGUUCCAGAGUUAAUUGUAGGCUUUGGGCGUUUAGAGUGAGUUGUAGGAUUGGGGUGUUCCAAAGUGAGUUAUAGGCUUAUUGAUAAGCUUGGGGUAUCUGUAGUAGGUUCAAAAGUCUUGUCGUCGUUUUACACUGAUUUUCACGAGGAAAAACGACAAGACUUUUAUGAAGUUUAACAACGGUUGCUAUUGUUGACUAUCGUGAAGUUUUUAUGAAAAUAAAAGUUUGUAGAGUGUAGUCUAGUAUAAUGUUGGACUCAAGACGACUAUUCUAAUAUCCUUUUGGGUUCAAGACGAAUUUCAACAUAAUUUUAGGUAAAAGACGACCCUGCUCUGAAAUCCAUCGCACAAAUGUCGAAAAAAUCGAAGAAGGAAUCGAAGAGUAAAUCGAAGAAUGGCAAGGAUUCUAAGAAGGGCAAGGGUGGCAAGGGUUCAAAAGAUGACAAUUCCGAGUACCAUACGGUUAAGAAUUCAAAGGACAAGAAGAAGGGCAAAGGCUCGAAGGGCGGCAAUGACAAUUCCGUGUAUCAUACGGUUAUGGGAGACACAAAAAGGGACGACGUUUCAGUGUACCAUACGGCAGAUGACUCCUUGCCUGAUACUCAACCAAAACCAAAAACUUAG
Bursaphelenchus okinawaensis is the source of this 2452-nucleotide messenger RNA. The record is from the annotation of a GenBank genome assembly. Lineage: Eukaryota; Metazoa; Nematoda; Chromadorea; Rhabditida; Aphelenchoididae.